CCCGCCGCCGCCGCCGCCGUCGCCGCGGUCCUUCCAGCAGCGCGGGCCGGUCGGACUGCUGAGGCAACCCGCGUCUGGCGAUGGGAAACGGCGCGGCCGCGGACCCAGGCUGUGGCAAAGUUUCCCAGACGCGCGUAUCCGGGCGCGCGGCUGCGGGCCACCCGUGACCGCUUCCAGAAGGGCUCCGAGAUUUUUAAUUUGGAAACAAAAUCCACCUCAUUUCCUUUGUCAAGCUCUCUCUCCGGGUGGCUAGCGGCGGGAGCUCCAAACUUGGGCACGGCGGCUCCACGGCGAGCAGCCCGGGCUGUGGAGGACCUCGGGACUCAGGUGCUCCGGCGCCCAGCGGGCGCGGGCGGGCUGGGGGGGUGUGCGCGCGGGGGAGUGCCGGCGCGCGGCGAGGAGGGUCCCCCGGGAGCUCUAUAUGGAGGAAGGAGCCCAGAAUGGUGUGCACCAGGAAGACCAAAACUUUGGUGUCCACUUGCGUGAUCCUGAGCGGCAUGACCAACAUCAUAUGUCUGCUCUACGUGGGCUGGGUCACCAACUACAUCGCCAGCGUGUAUGUGCGGGGGCAGGAGCCGGCGCCUGACAAGAAGCUGGAGGAAGACAAAGGGGACACCCUGAAGAUUAUUGAACGGCUGGACCACCUGGAGAAUGUCAUCAAGCAGCAUAUCCAAGAGGCUCCCGCCAAGCCUGAGGAGGCAGAGGCUGAGCCCUUCACAGACUCCUCUCUGUUUGCACACUGGGGCCAGGAGCUCAGCCCUGAAGGCCGGCGCAUAGCCCUGAAGCAGUUCCAGUACUACGGCUACAACGCCUACCUCAGUGACCGCCUGCCCCUCGACCGGCCCCUGCCUGACCUCAGACCUAGUGGGUGCCGCAACCUCUCCUUCCCGGAUGGCCUGCCAGAGGUGAGCAUCGUGUUCAUCUUUGUCAACGAAGCACUGUCCGUGCUGCUUCGUUCCAUCCACUCAGCCAUUGAACGCACGCCUCCACACCUGCUCAAGGAGAUCAUCCUGGUGGAUGACAACAGCAGUAACGAGGAGCUGAAGGAGAAGCUGACAGAGUAUGUGGACAAGGUGAAUGGCCAGAAGCCGGGUUUCAUCAAAGUCGUGCGCCACAGCAAGCAGGAAGGCCUCAUCCGCUCCCGAGUCAGCGGCUGGAGGGUGGCCACCGCCCCUGUAGUGGCCCUCUUCGAUGCCCAUGUGGAGUUCAAUGUGGGCUGGGCUGAACCUGUGCUCACCCGCAUAAAGGAGAACCGGAAACGGAUCAUCUCACCAUCCUUUGACAACAUCAAAUAUGACAACUUUGAGAUAGAAGAGUACCCACUGGCCGCCCAGGGCUUUGACUGGGAGCUGUGGUGCCGCUACCUAAACCCCCCCAAGGCCUGGUGGAAGCUGGAGAACUCCACUGCCCCAAUCAGGAGCCCUGCCCUCAUCGGCUGCUUUAUUGUGGACCGGCAGUACUUCCAGGAGAUCGGCCUACUGGACGAAGGCAUGGAGGUCUACGGAGGCGAGAAUGUCGAGCUGGGGAUCAGGGUGUGGCAGUGUGGCGGCAGCGUGGAGGUCCUGCCUUGCUCUCGGAUUGCCCACAUUGAGCGAGCCCACAAGCCCUACACCGAGGACCUCACGGCCCAUGUCCGCAGGAAUGCCCUCAGGGUAGCUGAAGUCUGGAUGGACGAAUUUAAAAGCCAUGUCUACAUGGCAUGGAACAUACCCCAAGAGGACUCGGGGAUCGACAUCGGGGACAUCACUGCGAGGAAGGCUCUGAGGAAACAGCUACAGUGCAAGACCUUCCGGUGGUACCUGGUCAGCGUGUACCCAGAGAUGAGGAUGUACUCAGACAUCAUUGCCUACGGGGUGCUGCAGAACUCUCUGAAGACCGAUUUGUGUCUCGAUCAGGGUCCAGACACAGAGAACGUUCCCAUUGUGUACAUCUGCCACGGGAUGACACCCCAGAACGUGUACUACACAAGCAGUCAGCAGAUCCACGUGGGCAUCCUGAGCCCCACGGUCGACGACGAUGACAACCGGUGCCUGGUGGACGUCAACAGUCGGCCACGGCUCAUCGAGUGCAGUUACGCCAAAGCCAAGAGAAUGAAGCUCCACUGGCAGUUCUCUCAGGCAUUCAAGCUGACCCCAGGGCAGGUGUCCAUAGGCCGGCCAGUAAUCGAUGACUGACACCGAAAGAGGAACUGGGUCAAUCAAAUUCUGCUGGCAAAUUUGCACGAUGACACGUCAAACAGUUAGUGAAGAAGGCCAGGAGCCACAACCAUACAUAGAGACAUGCCAUGGGCCCGAUCAGGGGCCCGGAAGGACCAACCAUGCCACAGCCUUGUGCGUGCCGAGGUCACAAGCGGGGAGCCCCAGCUGAGCUGGGCAGAGAAAGGAGCUGACGAGCGGGGGCAGCAGACCCCGGUGAGGAAGCCGGAGCACGUGGCCGUGACACAGACGGAGACCACAGCCAGCCCCCGCACUUCCACUUCAUCCCGGACCCCGCCCGUACACCUGCCCAGCCUUCCUGUCCCAGCCUUGGCUGAGCAGGCCCCUGUUCUUUACUGCAAAGUCUGACCUGAGCAGGAUCUAAAGACUUGAGACGCCGGGACCUAUUCACGGCCAGGCCCUCCCCCGU
Molecule: messenger RNA, 2625 nt
Organism: Zalophus californianus (California sea lion)
Lineage: Eukaryota; Metazoa; Chordata; Mammalia; Carnivora; Otariidae
Gene: GALNT18
Product: polypeptide N-acetylgalactosaminyltransferase 18
Exons: 11
Coding region: 441-2174 (577 amino acids)
Cellular component (GO): Golgi apparatus
Source: RefSeq, a predicted model, not a curated record